Gasterosteus aculeatus aculeatus (three-spined stickleback) is the source of this 3835-nucleotide messenger RNA. Lineage: Eukaryota; Metazoa; Chordata; Actinopteri; Perciformes; Gasterosteidae. The record is from RefSeq and is a predicted model, not a curated record.
UUUUCACAUUAAGAGCGCAACAAAUCAUGAUAAUGAAUAAAAUUGGAAAUAUACUGCGGUUUCUAUCAUCAAAAUUAUCAACGCAUACGCUUCUGUUGUAGUUAAAAUACAAUGUAACGCAGGUGCCUAUUCAAGCGUUAAUCCCAUGGAUCUAAACAACUGUGGAAUUAGUCAGUUGCAUGCAAUAUUUCUCACAGACCCGUAAGAAUUAGCAGGCGUCUAGAGCCAUGGUACUAUUUGACAACUCAACAUAUGCUUAUUUUUCCCUUUAAAAACCUUUGUUGCCCCAACUAAGAACAUUUAUUAAAAAAAAUAUUACUCUCAGUAUUCCCAAAGUAAAUACUUAAUUUGAAUGAACUCACUGUAAUACAUAAUGAUCAGAACCUAUGAGUGUUAUGAUCACUGUUUAUGAGUUGUUCUUAACAACCCAAGUGUACCAAUAGCCAGUCAGCAGACUGAGUGAGAUCAUGUGAAGACCUUCCCAGAAGUGUUAGCGCAUGGCACACCCACAUCACUGCCUCUUGUGUACACAGGUAACCAUGGAAAAGCUUGCAAUCAACGCAGUGUGAGUCUUGAAAGCGGAGCGGGGAGAGGAUUUCUGCACCACGCAAACAGUGGAAAUAUUAAGGCUCAUCAUCCAAGAAUAGCCAAACGCCUCAAGCUAUCGGCCUUGUGUGAAAACCUAUCCCUGAAGCCUGGGCGGACACGUGGGCAGACGAGGAUUCUAACCUCCACCGUACAAAGGGAAGAGACAUCUCAGAUCCAGGAAGACACAAUAUGUUUAGACCCUCAUACAGAAGUUCGAGUCCGUUUACCCUCACCUCGGACCUUGAUAUGUGGGACACCAAAUCACGCUUUAGAGCUCAGACCUCAGCAUGGUGUGGCAUGGCAACUGUUUCUGGGACAGAGUUCCUGUCUAGCACCAGCACCAGCACAUCUGGGAGCACUGGUGGCUUCAGACAGACUGACCCGAGUCUGAGGAAGUGGCAGUCAUUGUCCCAUCUGGUGUCUGGGGGUGCUACGCGUACCUUUCCUCCAUCUCCGGGGGCUGAAUUAAGGGCCGCCCGAUGUGAAGGUAGCGUUAGACAAGCAGAAGGGGUGCAGUGGCUUCAGGAUGCUCACAAGCAUUUAGACACUCAGCUGGACCAACUGAGGACCAGAAAUUCACAGCUGAACAAAAACAUAACUACUGCACAACUACUUGACAUGAAACAUAAGCUAUCAGAAACAAUGGGUGCUCUUGAGCAGGAGAAGGAGGCGGCUAAAUUAUCCAAGUGUGAGAAGGGUUGGCAACGUGAAGAGCUUCACGAAAAGGUCCUGCAGCUGGAGAAGGACCUCAUACAAAUGAGGUGUACUUUGAAGAGAGGGAGCAGUGAUCCACCAAAUGAAACAUUACCAAUGAUGCAUGACGUCUUUCACAGACAGGAGAAGCAGAAGGUCGACGCGGAGCUCUGCAGGAUGAGAGAGGCUCUGAGAGAUGCGGAGGCCAGGUCAAAGACACAAGAAGAAGAACAAAACCAGACACAGAAACUGCUGUUGAAUCAAAUAGAGGAGAUGAAUCAACGACUACAGAAUCACUGUGACAUGGAAGAACAACUGAGUGAAGCUAACAACAAGAUCGGUCAAGCGUGCCUGGAUAAAGCCAUCCUGUCGACUCAUGUGCUUAAACUGGAGGAUAACAUAAAAGAACUAAAGGCCAAGCUGACAGAGGCACUGUCUGACAAAGAUUACUUUAUCAAGGAGAAAGCAGAUCUGCAGCAGAGGGUCCUGGAGUUGCAGCUGCAGAUGAACCAACCGAGUUCAGAGGGUUGUAACCCUUUGCCCAACAGUAACGAGCGGCAUCAGGAAGCCGUACUAGUCAAAGUUGAAAACAAGGCUCUUAAAGAGGCAAAUGAAAAGCUGACACGUGAGCUAGAAAUGAUUAAACAGGAACUGAAAACAUCUCAGUCUCAGCUACGGGAGGCAAUGGCAGAGAGGGUUACCAGCUCCAGACAGAUCACAGCCGUGGAGGCAGAACAAGCUCAGCUGAUCAGGGAAAAAGAAGAACUGUUGAUUAAAAUGAAUCAACCCGGACCUGAUGAGUUAGAGAAGAUGAAAGAAAAGUGCCGCCGGCUUAGGAAAUCUGUGGGAGCUUUGGAGUUAGAGAAAGAGAAACUGCAGGAUCGGUGCCAGCGUUUGGAGGUUGAGGUCCUCGAGAAGAGGGAGAAGCUACACCUGCAAGAGGAAGAACAUCGGAAACAAGAUGCAGUGAGAGUCCAGAGCAGCGAGGAGUUAAAAGCAACGGCCUCACACUGGGCAGAGAAAUGGCAAAAUGUGGCUUUGACACUGAAGUCCACACAGGAAGAGCUGGAGGAACACAAAAGGAACAACUCCAGGAGUAAAGAUUCAGACUCACUUCUGAAGUUUGAGCUUGAAGCAUGCAAACGAGAGCUGGAGAGGAGCAGGAGUCAGGCUCUGCUUCACAGUUAUGAAGAUAAAGGCCGUGAAGCCUCGUUGCAAACUAAGGACACAGAGACGCAGACAGUCUUAUCACAAUCCCUUUUGUUAUGGGAGCCGCCAUCGGACUCCCACAGCAGCCAAAACAAAGCCCCUCAGCACUCUGAAGAAGAUGGAGGCCAAGCAAAUGUCUCAACCACUGACUCAUCGAGGGCCCAGCUGGAAGAGAGCAGGGGGAGGACGAACCAGCUGCAGCGGCAGGAAACUCCGGCAGUCCAGAAGCCUCAAACACUGGAGCAGCUUUACCCGGUUAAAGGCGAGGAGCCGUCUGCUGAAGGCAGGAAGAACCAAAUUAAUAUAGAGACGGACCAGCAGCGGAGGAUGGUCACUGAACAGUUAAAGAGUCUAUUUAGGGAGCAAGAAGGAAAGGAAGGAAAGGAGGUGGGACCCGUUCACAACAGCAACAGAUCACCAGUAAGUCAGACUGGAGCCUCCUCUCCUCAAGACUGGUCCCACACGUCUAAAGUUGUAAGGAAUCCAAUGGACAGGAGGAUCUGGCAGCAGAGCUCCGGUUUAAUGCCAGUGUUCGAGGAGGACGAGGAGGGCAGUGACUGGCCGACAGGGGAGGAGGGAAAGCAGGAAGAAGAGGCUCAUGCUGAGGAUGACCUCCACAAUCAGAUAUCAUCUUUGAGUGCAAAAAUCUGCAAUCUGAAGGCAAAAAAUGUGAAUCUUCUGCAAGCCACACUAACGUGCAAGCAACCCAUUGAAGACUUCCCUCCUGCUGCAAAGAAACAGUCAGACAAGUCGUGUAGCUGUUCAGAUAAGAUUGACAUGCAUCAGGAAAGACCGCCCACCUUCCUUCCUGAUGGAAUAUUCCUGGCUGAGCUUGUGGAUAUAUCUAGCCCUGAUGAAGAUGAAGUGGAGGGAAAGGGAAAAUAAUGUGUUUUGUUAAGACUCCUGCAUGGGUUAAACAUUGCUUUAUACUAUGAAGUGCAAUGAAAUGAUAGACCAGCAUCUACAGGGCGCUUGCUGCCAACACUAUGCCAACCUUUUACUUAAACGUAUUUUAAGAACUUCACUUCAACAAUUUCAACUUGGUGGGUUGGCUUAUACUUAUGAUACACGUUUUAAUAAAAGCCACCAAGCUUUGUUAGGCCAAAGUUUAUGUUUAUUUAUAUGAUGUGAUACGUUUCUAUAUGAAAUCAUUACAGAUGCACCUGAGAGUAUGUGUAUGUUUUGGUUAAAGUAGUACAAGGUGGAGUGCUUAACCCCAAAAUCCAAUGAACAUGAAAAAAAGUGAAAAGGUUGCACAUUCCAGAUUUAAAAGUCAACACUAACAUUUCACAUCACAAUAAGAACAUUUCUAUUUCUUAAAGAAAUAAAGAUCAGUUCAAUUGUC